AGCCACAAGACUCGCCUGCACUAUUCUCACUCCGGGUGAGAAUAGAGGUGGCCUUAAUUUAGAAUGUAGGAGUGUCGGUACCCGGAGUGUCUCAUUUCCACACUCCUUCUACUAGAUUCUAAAUCCAUUCAUUUUUGCUCAGCUCUCUAACUUUUAUGAUGAAGUAAUAUAUAAUAUGAGAAGGUUUUGAUCAAGACCCGUGCUCUUGGCCCAAACAACUCUUGUGGUUCCGCUGGCACUGAUGAAAAACCUGAGUAGCAAAUGGCAGCUCCAACUUGACACUGGGGUCCUGGAUGUGUUAACGCAUGCCGAGAUUUAUAACUUGUGAGAUGUGAUUGGAGAGCAAACUUUCAAGUGCAGCCUUUGUGCCUUUAUAAGUAACUGAAAGUGAGGAGAGAUAAAAGAAUAAGAGAAAAUGUCAGAGAAAGGAGGUGGAGCGGAGCCCAGUCGGGGAACGGCCAUCACCCUCUACAACAGAUUUGCCGAGCUGAUGCUGGUGGUGGGGCUGGACGAGAACACGGGUCUGGUCCCUGUGAAAAAAGAUAAUGAUAGUGACGAUGGUGAAGACUUGUUCAGCCGACUGUUUUAUGACGAGUACGAGGCUCAAGUCCUGGCUGCAGUGUCUGCCUUCAAGGCUUUGGUCUUCCAGCCGUACCUUAUGGAGGAUCCGAGUUAUCCCCCUUCUCCUGAAUCACUGGCGGUGAUGAACAGUUUUCACACUUUGAGGACCCAGUCUAUGGAACAGCGCCCCCUACAGGGCAAAAAGUCUUUAGCAAAGCGGACGUUGUCGAUAAACCCAGCAGUGAUCAAACAGCACCUCAGCAAGAAUGAGUCUUCCAGCAGCUCCUCUAAGAAUGUCAUGGAUCUCCCACUCUCCAAAGACACCAUAGAGACCAUCACCACCUUUUGUUUCCCAGAAAACGUUCAUGUGUCCAGAGAUAAGCCGGACAGCAACAUCCACUUUCUGGUGUUGACGGAUGUGUCCGGGAGCAAGACGUACGCUGCCUGCCUCACGUUUUACAAGCCGUACAAACUCGAGAAGAAAGAGGACGGGACCAUCAGCUACAGCAUGCAGUCCCUGGUCGGCGUGGAGGCAGACGUGAACACGGCCUUCUGCUACAUCCCUCAGUGCUGUGUGCUCGUGUCCAAGUACCCCUACUUCUACGCCAUGAAGGAAUGUCUAUCCUGCAUGAUCAGCCACGUGGAGCGAGACCUGGAGGAAAUGUUUCAGUUCAUCAAGGACUUCACCUACACCAUGACCAUGGCCCCUGUGCCCCCUGCAGGCAACGUCAUAGUGGAAAUGAGCAUGUACAACCUGUCUGUGUCGAUGUUCCCGUCCGAGUGGCCCGAGAAACCCGUGAUUGAUCUCCCUUUGCACCUAGUCUUCCUGUGCCUUCCGGUGGACGACAUCCUGCGGGUGUUCACCGCCAUCUUGUGCGAGGAGAGGAUCGUCUUUGUCAGCUUCAACUACGCUCUUCUCACAACAGUUAUGGAGUGUUUUCUGUACUACGUGCUGCCGUUCAUAUGGCGGUUCACAUAUGUGCCCAUAUUGAGUGCGUCAUCACUGGAGCUCCUGGAGGCUCCAGGCACAUUUAUGAUGGGUUGUCAUUCUAAACAUCUCGACGUGGUGGAACAGGUGGAGGGCCUGAUGGUAGUGAACAUAGACGAAGGCACAGUGACCAUCAACGCCUCCAGCCUCCCCCUCACCCGCGCCUUCCACCACUCGUUGACCCAGUCUGACUUCCACAUCCUGGAGAGCCCGUCGUCCCAGAUACCCAACAUCCCUGAGGAGCCGGCCAAACUGUUCAAGAAGAUCUGCAAGAGAGCCAAGUUCCAGAUGGAGCUGUCUGAUGUGCAGAGACCGUUCUACUAUGACAUAGAAGAGGAACGGGCAUUCCGCAUGAAGAAAUGUCUGCAGUUCAACACAGAGAUCAGUUUUGCCUGUCUGGAGAUGAUGGUGAACCUAUUCAGGGAUGUCCUGGCGUACUUGAGGCCGGAGCUCCGACGGUUCAACAAGCAGCAGUUUCUGGACAACCUCCGUCUCUCUGACCGGCCGUUUUACGAGAAAGUCCUCAACACUGACAUGUUCAAACAGUUCCUCGAGGACCGCAUGAAUGAAAAAGUGGACUACUGGUCGGACUAUGAGGCCAAGACUCGACCCUAUGCCAAGCGGCUCAGCAUCGCUCUCGACUCUUCCGCAGGAUUGUCUCUCAGACAGCAGAUGAAGCCAAUGCGUAGCCAGGUGUCCAUAUCUACUUAUUCCUCCCUCGCCCCCCGAGUCUUCGAGAUCUUCCGACUUCCUGCGCUGAAUGACUCACCAACGUACGUGAAGAAUACCAUCAGUAUGCUCAACAAAACAAUAGAGGAGUGUCGCAACCUCCAGUACCGCUCCUCCUACAUCUACCUGCGGGGCAUGUUCCACGCGGCCGAGGGCAACGUCGGCGCUGCACUCAACGACCUGCUCAGUUUGUACGCCCACAAUGCCCGGCUCGUGCCCACAGAUCUGGUGAGGAAGCUUUUGCUCCUGGUUCCCGAGUCAGAGCGAGAGGACAUGCUUCGUCGCAAGGGAGUUAACCACCUGAGUGAGCUCUCUUUGGAGCAAGAAGUUGUCAACACUCGACGCGGCUUCACCGAUAAAGUUUCAAUUCCCGAUUCAGAUCUCAGUCUGGAGGAGUUUGUGGAGACGGUGUCUUUGCUGGAGAUGGCCACCGACUACGACACCAUACAGAGGCUAUUUUUGGCUCUCGCACAGCCACAGCGGAUGACACAUGUGGAGAAAUAUACGUUUGAAGUUCUCCGUCUGAGCUACGAGGAGAACCAGUCCCAGUGCGAAGCUCUCAACCUCCCGGAUGGAUGUCUGCAGUUGAACGAGUGCAUCUUACGAGUGUCCAGCCUCAUCAAGACAGACCUGGGAAUGGGUCGAAUUGUUCUGACUGAUAAAAGGCUGUUCUUCAUCAAAGACGUGAGCAACACGUACAGGGAGAUCAUCAAGCUUCGGAACAUCACUCGACUGGAGCGCGUGCAGAGCCACUCCUUCCUGGUUGCGGUGGACGCGCUCGUUGUCACUGACGACAACAAGGUCAAGUUCUCCGCUGCUUUGAAGGAAGAGCGCAACUGCUGGGCCACGCUGAUCGAAGAAAUGCGAGCGGGCAAGAUCGUUGCCGAGGCUACCAAAGACUUCACAGCGAUUGGCCAGGCGGUGCAGAAUGUGCUGCUAGUAGAUGCCAUCAUCAGAAGCGGUCAGGACAAAGGCACUACCCACCACAACAACAUCGCGCGUGCGGCCGAGACGGUGUGUUACUUCACCUCCUACAUCUCGGAGGGCCGACACAACCUCCCACCCGCCACACUCAGCGCGCUGCAGCACCGCGUCGACCCCAACAUAGGGCAGCGCGAGAGGAACACGGUGGAGAUUAUGCUCUACACGGCGGGAUACGCCAGCAGCAGCAUCCCUCCCCGUCUGUGGUGCGGCAUGGGCGACGGCAAGGUCAAGGUCUUUGAUGCCACAAACUGGACACUGGAGCGCAACUUUGUGCAGACCAAGCACACAGUGUCGGCAAUGGUUGCCGUGGGAGACACGCAGGUGUGGGCGGGGUCGCACGGGAUCUUCAUCAUCGAGACGGAGACUAUCACCUGCAACAAAACCCUCACUGAACACCCGGACCUGGUAGUGGACAUUGAGCUGACCAAUAACGGCACGUGGCAGAACAUUUCAGCUCGGGACCUUGAGGGCAACCAUCUCCAGAUUUUUGAGCAUCACGACUCGACCACUGGGAAAAUUGUGGAGCUGGACUGCUUCGAGAUUUUCAACGAUGAGAUCUGGGCCGGCUGUCGUCGGGAGGGGCUCCUAGUCAUAUGGAACGAGAAAAGCACCAAGCUGAAGACGACCUUGAAACCCGACUGCCGUGGAGUGAGCAUCAUACUGCCAUUUGGGGACAAGGUAUGGGUGGGGACCAAAGACGGGACCAUCUAUAUUUUCAACGCUCACACCAAGCAGCUGUGGAAGACGAUCAAAGCUCACGACGAUGCCGUGCGCUCUCUGUGUGCCGCUGAGUCUCGCUACAUCAUGUCGGGCUCCGGCUCCAAGGACGGGAAAGUCGCCAUCUGGAGUCCCAAUCUGGAGAACGGAGAUACGGAAGGUUGUUUGAGUAGUGAAUAAUUUUGAGAACGGAGAUACGGAGGGCGGUUUGAGUAGUGAGUAAUCUGGAGUAUGGAGGUACAGAAUACAGAAGGAGGUUUAAGUAGUGAGUAAUCUGGAGAAUGGAGGUACAGAAUACAGAAGGAGGUUUGAAUAGUGAAUAAUCUGGAGAAUGGAGGUACAGAAUACAGAAGUCGGUGUUAGUAGUGAAUAAUCUGGAGAAUGGAGGUACAGAAUACAGAAGGCGGUUUUGAGUAGUGAAUAAUCUUGAGAAUGGAAGUGCGGAAGGAGGUUUUAGUAAUGAAUAAUCUGGAGAAUGGAGAAACGGAGGGCGAUUUGGGUCGUGAGUAAUCUUCCUCAGAGUGGGCUUAUUUUUUGUUUGUUUGUUUGGGUGAAGAGAAACGGAUGGACAGGAUAACAGGCAUUUAGUGCAAGGGAAAAGUAUAAAAGACAAACAGAAAUGAUAGAGGGAAAGAAGAGAAAACAGAUCAGCCAGUGGCACCCUCCAACCACCCACAAUGUAGUUUUUAUGAAUGCCCUUUCGGCUCAUGGAAGACACUGUUAGUGAUAUGUGACUUUUUGUACAAAUGCCUUUCACCAAUGCCUUGAUUUUUAAACGAUGUGUUCACAAAUGUCUGAUCUCUGUCAAGACACUUCAGAAGUAAGUGCCUUAAUUUUUUAUAUGCGUGUAAAAAUCUUUAUUGUUACUAAGGACAUUUUUACAAAUGUCUUAACCCGGGUGCCAAUUUUUCCAGAUAAAUCCCUAAAUCCGGAUUUCUGAAAUUGUCAUAAUUUUUGCCUGCCCUCAAGCUGACUUUGUAAGAAAUAGUCUUGAUCCAGGAAGUAUCUGACAAUGUGAUCCGUAAAUUUUGAGUCCCCACGCUCGCGUUUCCAUAGGAUCCGAAAAGUUCCGGAUUUUUUUGGGGCAGUUAAUUGGCACCUCUGUUAAGUAAACUAUUUGAGAUGUGUUCUUUAUUAUACGAGCAUAAAUUUGUUUUUGUUUGUAAGUGAACGGAGGUUGCAAUAGACAAGAAUUACCAGGUAUCUCUAUCAUUUUAUAUUUUGGGGA
Molecule: messenger RNA, 5207 nt
Organism: Aplysia californica (California sea hare)
Lineage: Eukaryota; Metazoa; Mollusca; Gastropoda; Aplysiida; Aplysiidae
Product: DENN domain-containing protein 3
Exons: 27
Coding region: 416-4159 (1247 amino acids)
Biological process (GO): regulation of Rab protein signal transduction
Cellular component (GO): cytoplasmic vesicle
Molecular function (GO): protein binding
Source: RefSeq, a predicted model, not a curated record